Molecule: messenger RNA, 759 nt
Organism: Dictyostelium purpureum
Lineage: Eukaryota; Evosea; Eumycetozoa; Dictyosteliales; Dictyosteliaceae
Exons: 1
Coding region: 1-759 (252 amino acids)
Source: RefSeq, a predicted model, not a curated record
AUGGAAGGAAAAAGAAUUUUAGUCACUGGUGCCGGUCAAGGUAUUGGUAGAGCAAUCUGUUUAGAAUUAGCCUCAAAGGGUGCCAAAGUUGCUCUUGCUGAUAUUAACGUCGAAAACUGUAACGAAACUAUCGAAUUAAUGAAAAAAGUCAGUGCCACUGUUGAAACUGUUGCCAUUAAAUGUGAUAUCUCAAAGACUGAAGAUGUUGUUGCUAUGGUCCAAACUGUUGCUGAAAAAUUAGGUGGUAUCGAUGGUGCUGUUAACAAUGCUGGUAUUUUAGGUACCUUAGCUAGAAUCAGUGAAUACCCAGAAGAAACCUUCACUAAAAUGAUGGAUAUUAACAUCAAAGGUACCUGGUUAUGUAUCAAAGAAGUAGUCAAACAAAUGGAAAAACAAGGCAAAGGUGACUACAGUAUCGUCAACAUCAGUUCCAUUGCUGGUUUACUUGGUUUUGCUUACAAUGCAUCCUAUGGUGCUGUUAAACACGCUAUCUUAGGUAUCACCAAAGCUGCUGCUGCUGAAUACGGUGUCAAUGGUAUCAGAGUCAAUGCCGUUCUUCCAGGUAGUACCGAAACUUCAAUGUUACGUCAAUUCUUACCAGCUGAACAUCAACCACAUUUAGAAGCUCAAACUCCUUUACGUAGAAUCUGCCAACCAGUUGAAAUUGCUAAACCAGUUUGUUUCUUAUUAAACGGUACCGAAUCAUCAUACAUUACCGGUCAAUCAUUAGUUGUUGAUGGUGGUCUCUCAAUCGUUUAA